CAUGUUCUCUCCCGUUCAGGUUCAAUUCGCACCGACCCAAACCCUGCAUCGCCGUCCCAAGUGGAGCAAGCAUUAACUUGAAGCAGCAGUAAACAAAAGAAGAUUCGGAAGGGUUGAAACCGACGCACGCCAAGACAAAUGGAGCACCGACCCAAACCCUGCAUCGUCGUCCUGCAAAGCCUCCCCAGCUAUAACUACUCGCAUGUACAGCACGGGCACUCGCUCGGGAGUAGUAGUAUUCCAGCUAGGAUCUGAAAGGAACCGGCCACCAUCUCAUCCUUCUCAGUUAUCCCUCCGUUGAGGCUACCUCGUUGCUCCAACCGAAACUCUGCAAGAUUUGAGUGAGCUCCACAGCCCGCGGCAUCGGUUUCUUGGUCUGCUUUGCUUCUUUUUCUCCGGUGGACUCUGCGAUGGAGGAAUCCUUGGUGCUGGCGGCGGCCGUGCUCCUCUUGUCCUCCACGCUUGUUAAUUCAGAGUUCUGCUUGUGCCGGUCGGAUCAGCCGACGGAGGUGCUGCAGAAGGCGAUCGACUUCUCGUGCGGCCCCCAGGGCGGCGCGGACUGCACGGCCAUCCUGCAGGGCGGCGGCUGCUACAACCCCAACACCGUCGCCGCCCACUGCUCCUGGGCCACCAACAGCUACUACCAGAACAACAAGGCCAAGGGCGCCACCUGCGACUUCAGUGGCUCCGCCACCAUCUCCACCACCGACCCCAGUUAUUCCGGGUGCACUUUCCCUUCAAGUGCCAGUGCUGUUGGGACUGGGGGUGGGGGCAACACAACUGCCGGUGGCACGACAGCGGGCACCUUCAGCCCUGGUUUCAGCACCGGGGCCAACGGCACCGCCGGGAUGGGCAGCAGCCUGGGACCGACGGGCACAGGCAGCAUGGACGGCGCGGCGGCCGGUUUGCUCCCGAGCGUUCAUCCGGCCGCCUUCUUUGCCAUCACCAUCCUCUCACUCCUAGCACUGCAUUAGACUCCCUCCUCUGUUUUCAGCAUUUCUCUGAACUAUCAUGAAGAGGAAACUGAAUGUGAAUUGGUUGGAGCGAAUACAUCUGAAGGUUUCAGUUUGACAGUUCCACCUCACCCACGAACCCACUAUGCAUGGUCGUUGUUGCUGCUGCCUAGUGGCAUUAGUUGGGGUGGAAUUUUGGCUUCUUUUCAAGCAUGGAUCCUACAGGCUGGUGUAUGAUUUGGUAGUAGGAUGACUGUCUCUUUCCUACAAGGACCAUUGUCUUUUGUUCCUUUUCUAAGAGUUGUUGCUAGCUUGUUUUUUUUUUCCUUUAUCAUUUCCUUGUAAAUCUAGAACAAACCGGUGGUUUUAAUUCAAUAUUGGUUGGAAUGAAUAAGGAUGAUCUUAGGUCUCUAUCA
Messenger RNA from Phragmites australis (common reed), 1369 nucleotides. Its product is annotated as PLASMODESMATA CALLOSE-BINDING PROTEIN 2-like. The record is from RefSeq and is a predicted model, not a curated record. NCBI's taxonomy places the organism in Eukaryota, Viridiplantae, Streptophyta, Magnoliopsida, Poales, Poaceae. The coding region runs from base 411 to 974 and encodes 187 amino acids. The transcript has 4 exons.